GAUAUAGAGUAAGAUACAGACCUUUUUGCUGCAGGUCCGAUUUAGUCCUACGUGCUUGUUUAGCAAAUUGUGGAAAGGAUAUGUCCUUCUAUUUAGGUGGACGCGAUUCAUAUGAAAGUUGUAUGGACAUAUGUUAUAAUGGUGGAAUAUUUCAGAAAUCAAGCAGCGGACAGGGAAAUUGUAAAUGCGAUUUUUUACACGAAGGUUACUGUUGUGAAGGAGAAAAGCCUCGCUUAGAACAACCCAGUGGCAGAAGAAGCUGUGAUGACAUAUGCACGUGGUCUUCAUGGGAAGAAUGGAGCACGUGCUCUGUGUCUUGUGGUGGUGGUGGACAUCAACAACGUGAAAGGCAUUUAUGUUGUCUUGAGGAAUACGGCGACUUUCAAAACUGUGCAGAAAGAUGUAACAAAGACACUAAGGACCAGGUUGAGGAUCGAACCUGUGGAGGUAAUUGUUUAUAUGGUGGAACAAUGAAGAAAGGCGAUUACGGUUGUCAAUGUUUGGACAGGACAUUUGGACAUUGCUGUGAAGAACUAUUAUCAGGUUGCACACCCUUUCCAACUGACGUUAUAUUUGUGUUAGAUUCGUCAACAAGUCAAUCGAAAGACGAGUUUCGUCAACAGCUCGAUUUUGUAUUAAAUUUCAUUGAUCAAGUUAACAUUAGCAAAGAAGAAUUUCAAAUCGCGAUAGUAACAUUUUCAUUCGAGGCGAAAAUAGAAAUUAAUUUUAAUCAAUCUACAAAUAAAAACAAUCUUCGAGAUGCAAUAACUAAAAUUUCAUUCAGACCGGGUGCUACCUUUACAAACAAAGGGCUAAAUGCAGCAUUAAACGUUGCAAGACAAAGUGAAAGACGAAAAGGGAUGGUGACACUCACGUAUGCAUUUGUUCUGACCGAUGGAAUGUCAACUAAACGACAGGAUACACGUUUAGCAGCAAAGGCAUUGAGGGACCAUAAUGUUCACGUUGUUGCAAUAGGGAUAGGAAAGGAGGUGUCACACAAAGAACUGAUAGAUAUUGCAUCACCUGGAGACCAACAUAGCCCGUCUUACGUUUUUUCUGUCGGCGACUUUAAUGCACUGAAUACCUUACUGAAACAGCUCGUCGAUAUUACCUGUGAUGACUGCAGUGCAGUUAGCCAUUUUUCAAAUGUCCUGUUUCUUCUGGAUGAAAGUCAUGACAUGUCUGAAAAUGAGUUUGAAAUAUCAGUAGAUAUACUAACAUCAAUUGUGACAAAUACUGAUCAUGUAGGUGAAAAUAAUGGUCCGGCUUUUGGAUUGUUUCAAUUUGGCGAUGCAUUAAAGAAUGUGAUAAAACUAUCGAAUCACCAGUCACAAAGUGGACUGACUCUGAAUCUAAGAGUCUUACGCCGGACGAGAAGUGAUGCUUGUAGUAAAGAUGAACAAUGCAAUGAAAUGAACAUGACAAAUGCGAUAGGUCAAAUCGUUAAAAACUCCUACAACAUCUCCGGAAGAGAUAAUGCUAGAAACUUCCUCAUUGUUCUAUCUAAUGGUCACUUUGAAAAGCCAAGUAUGAUCAAAAACGAAAUAGCAAAUAUCAAGGAAUUAGCUGAUGUUAAGGUUUUUGUGGUUGGAAUAGGAUCUGAUAUCCAUAUGGAUGGAUUGUUAGCCCUGACUAAAGAAGCAAGUCAUGUUUUUGUAACUGAGGACAAUCGUGAUCACUCAAAUUUAAUUGUAAUGCAAUCAGAAUUUAAGUACAACAUUUGCUUAAAGCAUUGAGAAUACUGGUGAAUUCCAUUUAACAUUUUUGUGUCUUUUGUUUUUGUAUAUUGUUAAGUUUUGCUCUGUAGUUUGACCUUUGACAAUAUGUUAUUUACUACGAUAAAAAGAUUGUUCUCUUACGCGAUAUUAAAUAAUAAGCUAUGUUACCUGACAUUGAUAUUGUCUUGCAUCCUUUUAUUUGUUAAAGUAUGGUUCUUAUGAGUACACAAAUGUUUAUAUUUAACCCUCUCCUUAUCUUGAUUGGUUUUAUUCUAAAGUAUAUUAGAUAAGCGGUAUUACAUGUCGUUAUCAUUAGGAUUGGUUUAAUUUUAUCAAGUUUAAUCAGCAUGCCUUCCUCUUUUUAUUUUGAUCCGUUUCAUUUUAUCAAAUUUAGGCGGCAUUGUUGUCUUUUUUAUUUUUGGUAAGUUCAAUUGUAUCAAGUUUAAGCGACAUUGCAUCCUCUUUUUAGUUUGAUUUGUUUAAUGCGGUUGUUUGGUAUAUUUUUAUCACAUUUUAUGUUAGAUGUAUUUUACAACAUUCUCGUUUAUGAUGUUUUAUUUUCAUGUUUUUUUCCUGCUUUUCUUCUGACGUUUCAAUAAUUAUAUGCAGGCCGCGUUUAAUAUUUAUUAAUAAUAACAUUAUUAUAGGUUCUUUUCAAAUAAAGUCGAAAAAUACGUUGCUAUUUUUUUUUAAAAAGUUAUGUCGGUCGAAUAUUAAACAAACUACAACUAUUAAAAGUAUGCCCUAAACUUCAUAAUGAUUGUCCAUUUGGGAAAGUUAUAGAAUUAAUUUCAGCAAUAACAGGGAAAUUUCUUUUGUAUAUUGAACAU
Molecule: messenger RNA, 2548 nt
Organism: Ruditapes philippinarum (Manila clam)
Lineage: Eukaryota; Metazoa; Mollusca; Bivalvia; Venerida; Veneridae
Product: collagen alpha-6(VI) chain-like
Exons: 4
Coding region: 81-1736 (551 amino acids)
Source: RefSeq, a predicted model, not a curated record